AUGUCACCUGCCGUGAUCACCGACAUUCAGCCGGAUCUGCAUCAUGACCAGCUCGAGGCCGUGGGCAAAGCCUUCGAUGCGCUCCUACUAACCGUGUACCAGCUGACUCACAGACAAAAUGAGCUGUUACAGCACAUGGAUAAUGUCUUCAAAGAGUACACAAAUGUGAUAGAAAUUCUGCCUCCUCAAGAUAGACAUCAUGCACAGGACGUUCAAUUCAAACUGUUUGCUCAGCAGGAAGAAUAUCGUCAGGGCCUCGUACACAGCAAGCCUCGAGUGGAGGAACAACCGUUGAAUUCCAUGGAUGUAAUCAAGACCCUCGUUGCGCAUCAAAAUGUAGACGAGAAUACUUUCUCGGCCAUCAAGAAUGGAGUGAAAGGAUGCAAAUCUCUGCUCCGUUCUCAAGAUAACCUCUCUCAAAUAUCCUCCAACUCGUGCAUCCUCGCGCAAGCGCCGGCUCCAGCAAUCGCGCUGGAGAAGGACUUCACAACGAAUGGCACCCAGGGAAAUCUGCUAUGUCCAUUCUCCAAACCGAAUAAGAUGAAGAGUGAAAAUGGCAGCGAGACCCCCAGUGGGAAAAACUCUGCGCCGAAGAUCCAGAUCGAAGCCACCUGCGGCCACGACCACCUGGAUCCUAUCAGGGCCGAACAAGACGAACGACGCUCUAGCCACACCCCAUCAGCCCCGUCGUCAAAAGGAGCAUGCCCCGUAUCCCGAUGCCCAAUCCGAUUCCUCGAUCAACACUCGCCCGAAGAAAUUGCUGAAUACGUCGAACGACACAAACAUGAGAUUCCCCGCAGCCACGCAAUAUGCGUCAAGCGCUAUCAACGAAACCCGCAGGACAUGAGACAACUGGACGCCAAAUACGGUGGCCUGACCAGCAUGAUCGCUGGCUUAGGUGUCAAGCACCAAGCCUUCCUCCCCGACCGUCAGACCAAGGGCGAAGGCCAUUCCUCUCAUUCUGCGUCGACGGAACGGGUUGAGAAAUGGGCCGACAACGUGGACCCCAACACGCCCAGCGCCGAGAUUGAGGAGAAUAACGAGGAGGAUAUGAAUGAGGAUGAUAACCGUCAGAGCCAUUUUGACCGCCCCCUCCGUGAAGUCCGCGUGGGUGAAUCCCCAAGCAGGCCUUGGGGCAUUUCAGUGCCUGUCACCCAUCUACCUCCCGCCUCAGCGCCGUUCUCUGGCUCAGCGUCUAUCCCCACAUCCCCCGAUCCUCAAACCGACAAAUAUGAUAAACCCACCGAUGCCAACGUCCUCGAUGCUAAGCCUGCCGGUGGCUGUCCAUUCGGCCACGGUAAACCAAAGCCCGAAGCCCCAAAGCCCGAAAUGCAAAUACACGGCCCUGGUGAAAGGCCGAAGGACAAAAAUGUUGCUACACCAGAGAAACCUGGUUGUCCAUUUGGCCACGAUAAACCAAAGGCCGAAGCUGCAAAGCCUGAAACCGAGGCACGCCGGAGUGGUGACUUGCCCAAGACCUGGCCCAAGGAGCAGGUCGUUACAGAGCAAGCAGCUGCUCCCCAGGCCGCUCCUCAUACUCCAACUGCUCCUGUGAGCGACGACCCGACUACUAAACCUGACAUUCCAUUCUCAAUCCCUUCCCACGUCACCUUCAAUGGCCCUGUCUUCUUCGGGUACUCCGCCGAGGAGACUGCCAACCUAUUGCAGCAGCUCGGUAACCAAGGCAAAUCAUGA
Penicillium griseofulvum is the source of this 1695-nucleotide messenger RNA. RefSeq lists its product as uncharacterized. The transcript has 2 exons. The record is from RefSeq and is a predicted model, not a curated record. Lineage: Eukaryota; Fungi; Ascomycota; Eurotiomycetes; Eurotiales; Aspergillaceae. Bases 1 to 1695 code for a protein of 564 amino acids.